Messenger RNA from Penicillium diatomitis, 1536 nucleotides. RefSeq names its product phosphatidate cytidylyltransferase. Gene Ontology annotation, biological process: CDP-diacylglycerol biosynthetic process; cardiolipin biosynthetic process. The record is from RefSeq and is a predicted model, not a curated record. Lineage: Eukaryota; Fungi; Ascomycota; Eurotiomycetes; Eurotiales; Aspergillaceae. The coding region runs from base 1 to 1536 and encodes 511 amino acids. Gene Ontology annotation, molecular function: phosphatidate cytidylyltransferase activity. The transcript has a single exon. Gene Ontology annotation, cellular component: mitochondrion.
AUGCUUCGCGCCCACUCCGUGAUUCCCAGAGCUAUCUGGCGCUCUGCGGCUCGAAUCGAGCCUUUUUCGUCGCAAGUAUCUUCGGCCCGAUGCAUUUCAAACCACUCCCGACCAACCUCAGACGCUCCUUUUUAUCAAUCGACCCUCUCCGGCUGUUCGACCUCACACCUACUCCAUAAUGACUGCGGCGGAAGUGCGAGGCCAGCUGCCCCUUUCUCAACAAGUUCAACUCUUAGGGAGGCGGACUGGGAUCAGAACCCGAAUCUUGCCAUUUCCAAUUUCUCCGAGCUUCCGUCCAAAGACUUCGGCGUCAAUCAGCACAUGAUCAUCAAUCAAGAAUUCAAGGAGGCACUACGACAGAUUCUUUGGCAAUUCAGAGCACCUAUCCGAUAUGCAUUUGCUUACGGGUCUGGGGUGUUUCCACAGAGCGGUUCCGGUACCGCGGGGUCUACCCACCCUGCAGCACCAGCUGCUAUUCAAAAGAUGCAAAAAGGAUCCGGGAAGAUGAUUGACUUCAUUUUUGGUGUCUCCUACUCUCAGCACUGGCAUGAUUUAAAUCUCAACCAGCAUCGCGAUCACUACUCCGGCCUUGGCUCCAUGGGUUCCUAUGUGGUUUCUCAGGUACAGGACAAAUUCGGCGCGGGAGUCUACUUCAAUACUCACAUCACUGUCAAUGGCACGCUGAUCAAAUACGGCGUGGUCAAUCUUGAUACAUUGUGCACUGAUCUUACCCAGUGGAACACAUUGUAUCUUGCCGGACGGUUGCACAAGCCAGUCAAGAUCCUUCGUGAUCACCCUAAAGUGCGACUGGCAAAUCAGAUGAACCUGCUAUCCGCUCUACGAGUGGCACUGCUGCUUCUUCCGGAGCGGUUCAGCGAGUUUGAGCUGUACAACACCAUCGCAGGAAUCAGUUACAUGGGUGACUUGCGCAUGGUGCUUCCCACAGAGGACCCGAGCAAAGUGCGCAACAUUGUGUCUGGGCAGAUGGCCCACUUCCGACGUCUCUACGCUCCUCUUAUUGCUAAUUUGCCAAACGUUUCUUUCUCUGAUCCUCGCUGUGGCCAAAAUGAUUGGAUUGAUGAUCCUGACUCUGUUCUGGCCAUGGUGCAAGACAUGGAUCCUGUCAAGCGUGGCAAUAUGGUCCGUCGCCUUCCGGAGGCUUUUAGACAGAAGCUGUACUUCCAGUACCAAGCCCGAUUCGCAAUCCCGCGGGUUGAGUUUAACAAGAUGAUGGAAGAGAAUGAUGAUGCCAAGCAAGGAAUUGUCCGACGACCCCAAGGUGGUCCAUUCGAGCGUCGUAUUGCUGAGAAUGACCAUCUGAAGACCGAAGUUUCCUCAUCUAUCUCCAAGACCAUUCGCUGGCCCAGUACUGUACAGAGCAUCAAGGGCACUUUCACUGCUGGUAUUGGCAAGAGCUUGGUCUAUGUGAAGGAGAAACGAGACAAGCACCGAAAGGCACAAGCUCAACAGGCCCAGUCCAGUGAGAAGGCCCCGAAAUCAGAAAGCCCAGCGAAGAGUGAAAAGAAACAUGAUUAA